AAAAAUCAACAAAAAUAUACACAACGUAUAUAAAUAUUUGUUAUAAAAUUAAUUUAGAGUUCAAUUUAAUAAGCAUGUCCGGCUAUAGCGGCAACAUGUGCGCUCAGCGUGAACACAUUAAUAUCUUUGUGCCCGAGCUCAAUCAUUUUCCCGAGCUGCGUUUGCUUAGUGACAAGAAGGGCUACAAAGCUGCCAGCUGCAGUUUGUGGCGGAUGAUGGCGGAGGAUGAUAAGUUGCCGGCGGUACCUGCACUGGCGAACGAAUUGUCUGCCGCUGUUUGCGAGCAAUCGCUGAAGCAGAGCAAGGACCACAAGGACACGGCCGUUGGCUGGGGGCGUUCCAUUUAUAUUGUCGAUAGCCAGGGUACGGUGCUGGAGCAUGUGCGUUAUCAGGGAAAGGAUUAUCGUCGCGCCUUGCGCGCUGCGGUCGCCCUCAAAGCCAAGCAAAUUUAAUCGAAAACCUUGCAGUCCACCAGUCACUGCCCCAGUCCACGCACCACUCACCACACACCAAACACCACUCGCAUUGUUGCAAAAUUCUGGCAUAAUUAUAAACAUACAUACAUGUUAAAUGAAUGAGUCCAAAUUUGAAGUAGCUCUAGACAAUAUAUAAGCAAAAUAAAUCGAUAUCUAAAAAUGCAUUCGAAAAAAGGCUACAACAAAUAAACUAU
Drosophila busckii is the source of this 670-nucleotide messenger RNA. RefSeq lists its product as uncharacterized. NCBI's taxonomy places the organism in Eukaryota, Metazoa, Arthropoda, Insecta, Diptera, Drosophilidae. Bases 75 to 452 code for a protein of 125 amino acids. The transcript has a single exon. The record is from RefSeq and is a predicted model, not a curated record.